Anopheles darlingi is the source of this 2244-nucleotide messenger RNA. Its product is annotated as glycosyltransferase 25 family member. The transcript has 5 exons. The record is from RefSeq and is a predicted model, not a curated record. Gene Ontology annotation, molecular function: procollagen galactosyltransferase activity. Bases 130 to 2058 code for a protein of 642 amino acids. NCBI's taxonomy places the organism in Eukaryota, Metazoa, Arthropoda, Insecta, Diptera, Culicidae.
UAUUGCCACAUCUGCUGCUGGGAAGACUACUGCAUCGUUGCAUGCAGUGAUGCUGCGGGACAGUGAAGAAGGUUGGAUUGUUGGUUAGUGAGUGUUUGAUGUUAUAGUUUUAUUCGUUUCGUGGCAAUCAUGUGUUCCUUACGGUGUGCCUCGUCGGGUAUGCUGCUGUUAAUGGAGAUAGCAGUGUUUCUAGCGCUGCUCCUCCCCGCUGCCAUCGUUCGUUGUGAUAAUGUUGAGCUGACGGUGCAGCCGCCCAGCGUAAUGAUUGCGGUACUGAUCCGCAACAAAGAACACACGUUGCCAUACUUUUUCACUUACCUCGAGGAACUCGAAUACCCCAAGGAUCGCCUUUCAAUCUGGAUACGAUCGGAUCAUAAUGAAGAUCGCAGCAUCGAGAUCACGAAAGCCUGGCUGAAGCGCUCCACUCCGCUGUACCACAGUGUGGACUUCAAGUAUCGCACAGAACCGGCCGGUAAGCGGGAGAGCGAAAAAACCUACACGCACUGGACGGAGGAUCGGUUUGCGGACGUGAUUCGAUUGAAGGAGGAAGCCCUGCAAACGGCCCGGAAGAUGUGGGCCGAUUAUGUGCUCUUUCUCGAUGCGGAUGUAUUCCUCACUAAUCCACGAUCCUUGAAGGCGUUGAUCGAUCUGAAGCUACCCAUCGUAGCGCCGAUGCUCGUAUCGGAUGGACUGUAUUCGAACUUUUGGUGUGGUAUGACGGCCGAUUACUAUUACCACCGGACGGAUGAUUACAAAAAGAUUCUCAACUACGAGCUGGUCGGCCAGUGGGCCGUGCCGAUGGUGCACAGUGCCGUUCUCGUAGAUCUGAACGUGGCGGAAUCACGUCGUCUUACGUUCGAACGACGAAACCUACCGGCCGGCCGGUACAAUGGUCCGGUGGAUGAUAUUAUCAUUUUUGCCAUGUCGGCCAACUACUCGAGCAUUCCGAUGCAAGUGUGCAACGCGUUGCUGCACGGUUACAUUAUGGUUCCACUGGAAGCUGGUGAAACGGUGGAAGGGAAGGAUCUGGAGCAGCUGACGAAUAUUCUCGGGUACAUUUUGAACGAGUACGGCGAGGUUAAGCUCAAGCAGGACAUGAAGAAAUACGUUCCCGUUGUUGAGAAGGAUAAACUGUCGCUUUCGCACAUCUAUAUGAUCAACCUGGAGCGGCGAACGGAACGAAGGAGCAAAAUGCUAGCGCAUUUCGACCUGCUUGGGCUGCAGGUUGAACACUUCCCUGCCGUCGAUGGUAAGCUGUUGACGGAUAAGAAAGUGCAGGACUUGGGCAUUCGCUUUCUUCCCGGCUAUGCGGAUCCAUUCCACAAACGUCCUAUGACGAUGGGUGAGAUCGGUUGCUUCCUCAGUCACUACUACAUCUGGGAGAAAAUGGUCCGCUUAGGACUAGCAGAAGUGCUCGUCCUGGAAGACGAUAUCCGCUUCGAGCCGUUCUUCCGCCGCCGGGCACACCGCGUGUUGGAUGAUGCCCGUCGGAUCGGUGGCUGGGAUUUGAUCUACUUCGGUCGCAAACGAUUGCAGGAGGAGGACGAAAAGUGGAUCACCGGGUCGGAGUUUCUCGUGCGGGCAGGAUACUCCUACUGGACGCUCGGUUACGUGAUAACGCUCGAGGGCGCAAAGAAGCUGCUGCGUGAACGGCCCCUCGAGAAGCUGCUUCCCGUCGACGAGUACCUGCCGAUCAUGUUCGAUAACCAUCCGAACGAGAGCUGGGCCGGACACUUCCCGGAUCGUACGUUGGCCGCGUGGAGUACCGCACCGUUGCUGCUCUUCCCAACGCACUACACCGGCGAUGAGGGUUACAUUUCCGAUACCGAGGAUUCGGCUCGCAUCGAUGGUACGGAGGCACCGGGAGGUAGCAGCAAGGAUCAAGAUGGCCCCGGUACUCCAGCGGGAGUUAACGAAACGGGGCGCGAUGCAGCAGCCGAGCAGAAAAAGGGUGACAAAGAGCAGCUGCCGAAUGCGUCCUCUGCUCUGUUGGCCGAAUCUGGGCUGGAGCAGGGUGAGCACGAACUAGAGGCGGCCAACCGGCGCAGCGAGCUCUAGCGUUCCUGGAACGGCUCGCAACAGCCACAUUACCCAAAGAAUCUAACAAUCUAGAGUUAGACCUAGUGAUAAGUACACAAACUAGUGUGUUCUCGUGCCUUAUACUCGACCAGCGCAUUCAGCAUUUAGACAAUGCCGUGCAUCCUCGUAUAAUCUGCCAUUUAUGUAGGAAAAGUACAAUAAAAC